GUUUUUAUCAGUGUAUAUCCCAUGUGUUUCGGUGUCAAUUUUUUUGAUGAAUGAAUUUCUUUACGCGUUUCCAUAAAAAAGGUGAAAUAUUGCAAAGAAAGUUCUGUAAAAUUGGUGAAAAUGAGUGCAGAGGACGUAGUAAAUGGCAUAGAAGCCAUUAGUUUGGAGAAGAACCCGGAGGAUGUAUGCCAGGCAGAGGGAGAGGACGACUACGUGGAUCCCUGGACAGUGACUAGCAAAUCCGACGCAGGCAUUGAUUACGACAAAUUAAUAAAACGCUUCGGCUCCUCCAAGGUGGAUGAUGAAAUUCUUGCGAGGUUAGAGAAAGUCUCGGGAAAACCGUGUCACCAUCUCCUGCGACGUGGGAUCUUCUUUUCCCAUCGUGAUCUCCACACCAUCCUCACGCUGAAGGAGCAGAAUAAACCCUUUUUCCUCUAUACUGGUCGGGGGCCGUCAUCCGAUUCCAUGCAUUUGGGCCACUUGGUUCCCUUCAUCAUCACCAAGUGGUUCCAGGAAACAUUCGACGUUCCCCUUGUUAUUCAGCUCACGGAUGACGAAAAGUCCUUGUGGAAGGAUCUCAAAGUUGAAGAGGCAAUGCGAAUGGCGAGAGAAAAUGCCAAAGACAUUAUUGCACUUGGGUUUGAUGUCCGGAAAACAUUUAUCUUCUCUAAUCUUGACUUUAUGGGGAGAUGCCCUGCUAUGUAUCAGAAUAUCAUAAGAAUCCAACGAUGUAUUACUUUCAAUCAAGUUAAAGGAAUUUUCGGGUUUGGUGAUUCAGAUGUGAUUGGAAAAAUUGGAUUUCCAGCUGCCCAGGCUGUUCCCUGCAUGUCCACGACUUUUCCAUUCAUCUUUGGAAAUCGCAAAGUGCAGUGCCUGGUACCGUGCGCCAUUGAUCAAGAUCCCUACUUCCGGAUGACACGUGAUGUGGCCCCACGACUUGGUUUCCCCAAACCAGCUCUCAUCCACUCAACAUUCUUCCCGGCUCUCCAGGGUGCCAAGUCGAAGAUGUCCGCGAGUGAUCAAAAUUCAGCUAUUUUCCUCACAGAUACGCCUAAGCAGAUUAAGUCGAAAAUUAACAAGCACGCAUUUUCCGGUGGCCGGGAUACUGUGGAAGAGCACCGAGCUCUCGGUGGGAAUACCGAUGUCGAUGUGCCCUAUCAGCUACUUAAGUUCUUCCUGGAAGACGAUGCAGAGCUGGAGCAAAUCCGAAUGGCCUAUUCCACGGGUGCUAUGCUCAGUGGGGAGAUUAAGAAGAAGGCAGUAGAGACUCUGCAGCCGAUUGUUGAGGAACAUCAGAAACGCCGGAAGCUCGUAACGGAUGAAAUUCUCAAUGAAUUCAUGUCGCUCAGGAAACUGGAAUUUUCUUAAUUUUUCUCCUUAUUCUCGUAUUUUUUUAUUUGUCUCAAAGCUAUUAUUAUAUUUAUUUAACAAUGCCACGCAAUAAAUUUUGCUUUGCACAGAAGACAA
This is a messenger RNA of Lutzomyia longipalpis, 1467 nucleotides long. RefSeq names its product tryptophan--tRNA ligase, cytoplasmic (gene TrpRS). Gene Ontology annotation, molecular function: ATP binding; tryptophan-tRNA ligase activity. The record is from RefSeq and is a predicted model, not a curated record. The transcript is spliced from 4 exons. Gene Ontology annotation, cellular component: cytoplasm. Lineage: Eukaryota; Metazoa; Arthropoda; Insecta; Diptera; Psychodidae. Gene Ontology annotation, biological process: tryptophanyl-tRNA aminoacylation. The coding region runs from base 121 to 1368 and encodes 415 amino acids.